This is a messenger RNA of Hibiscus syriacus, 750 nucleotides long. RefSeq names its product transcription factor bHLH53-like. The record is from RefSeq and is a predicted model, not a curated record. Lineage: Eukaryota; Viridiplantae; Streptophyta; Magnoliopsida; Malvales; Malvaceae. Gene Ontology annotation, biological process: regulation of DNA-templated transcription. Gene Ontology annotation, molecular function: DNA-binding transcription factor activity; protein dimerization activity.
AUGGUUUUAAGUCCAUACUCGAACUGGGAGACUGAUUUCCAGAACAUCAACGAUGAAACAGUUCAAGCUGAUCAUCAACAACAAUACUGGGAUCCAUUCGAGCUGCCUUUUGGUUUCAUUGAUCCUUACAUUGAACUAAACAGCAGUUUUCUUCAACCCGAAAGCUACACUCCUUUACUCCCCGUCGACCCUUUGAUUCCCUCACCGCCGGAAACCGUCUCGUACGAGAACUUCGUCUCUUUCCCAUGCUCUAAACGCCAGAAACUCGUCGACGACGAUCAGUGUUUGAUGAUGAUGCCCGGUUUCUUUCAGGCGGUUGAUCCGAAUUCAUGUCCGGUGCUCGAAGACGGCAUGAAUCAAGUUAACGGUAAGAACGACGACGGCGACCGGAAGUGCGUGUCGGCGCAAAGCAUCGCGGCGAGGGAGAGGAGGAGGAAGAUAACCAAGAAGACUCAAGAGCUUGGGAAGCUCGUGCCAGGAGGGACUAAGAUGAACACUGCUGAAAUGCUUCAGGCUGCUUUCAAAUACGUCAAGUUCUUGCAAGCUCAACUCGGAAUCCUUCAACUCACGAACUCGUUCUCGGAAAACGGAGAGAAUUGCAAGGAAAACGAAAGCCUGCAGAUUUUAACAUCUGCAAAGGUUCAAGAAAAGCUAUUUGAAGAAAAGUGCUUGGUUCCAAAGGAUUUUGUUCUGUCUUUGACAACAAUUUCAAAGCCUCCGGUCUCUGAUGAACUCGCUCGCCUUUUAUGA